Verticillium dahliae VdLs.17 is the source of this 360-nucleotide messenger RNA. RefSeq lists its product as uncharacterized. NCBI's taxonomy places the organism in Eukaryota, Fungi, Ascomycota, Sordariomycetes, Glomerellales, Plectosphaerellaceae. Bases 1 to 360 code for a protein of 119 amino acids. The transcript is spliced from 3 exons. The record is from RefSeq and is a predicted model, not a curated record.
AUGCCUCCUAAAGGUCCUUUCCGGUUGGUGACGGUCAACACGGCGCCUGAGCGGGCAAAGAGGCUCAUUGGAAGGAUGACCGAGGCCCUCCGCGAUGAGUACACGAUAGAUUAUGUCGCCAAUUGCGGGACAACACAAGGCAUUGCCGAAGUAGAGGGCAAGGUCAAGGAGUUCAAGCCAGACGUCCUCUUCUCAGCAUCCAUGUGGUCGGCCGAGGAAGCUGCCGAGAUACAGAAGAUUGCGAGAGAGAUCGUGCCCGAGAUUAAGACACACGCCAUUCCUCAGGGCUUGCAGGUGGAGAGGGGACCGGAUGCCAUUGUUGAGCAUUUGCUGGAGGAGGUGUCAAAAUUGCUAGGCUGA